AUGCACAGAUCUCCGCUGCAGCCCUGCGUCUGUCGGCCGGCACGCGCAUGCACAGAAACCUGCGCCUGCAGCGGAAGACGCCCGAAGACGGCGGAAAACGCCGGGCUGCAUACGACAACGCCGCACGGCGCCGGCUCGGCGCCGACACUGCGCCCGAGAAUCGCAAGGGGCAAUAGGAAACCGCGCCGGCAGCGCACCUGGCGUUUCCGCAUUUGCGCGUCCCGGCGUUGCGGGCCCGUCUGCGCAGCGCCGCCGCGGGCGGCAAGGGAGCCCAGCACGCGUGGCCCAACCAGCUCUGCAAUUGACAACCGUGCUGGUGAACGGUCGAAAACUUAUAAGACAAGCGCGGUGCCCAGGCCAAGAGAAUGUACGACGCAGCUGGCACGGUCAAAAGGCCUUUUCAACGCACGAGAGCCAACCGCUGCGUGCAGUCCCGAGAGACGAACGGAUCCCCAAACACAGAUGGCACCUGUCUUUCGCUUCCGCAGACCGCCCCUGCAAUUUAGUUCCUCUGAAGAGGCGCUCGCGCUUACGCCCACGGACGAGCUCGCGGACGUAGCCUCGGGGCUCCUGUACACGGGCGGUCUGGGUGGACUCGGCGCCGACCCGCUCAUGUUUGUCCACAGGGGCUCCGUGGCCGCGGGCUCCCUGCACACGGGCGCGGCGGCGCCGGCGGCGGCGCCGCCGACGCCCGUCGAAGCGCCGGGCUCGACCGCGUCGGCGUUCCCGUUCGCGCUGUUCGACGACGAGUUUGCGGCGCGCGCCGCGGACCCCCCAGACACCCACGCAGACGGCCGCGCAGGCGCGCUCGGGGCCGCCAGCCCCGCGGCGCCGUCUGAGUCGCCGGAACCGCCGUCGCCGCCCGUCGCGAAAACGACGCGGUCACGUGCCUCGUUCAAGUACGAGUGUCCCGAGUGCGGCAAGAAAUUCCAGCGGCCCUCCUCGCUGCAGACACACAAGAACAUACACACGGGCAAGAGGCCCUACGCGUGCCCGUUCGAGGACUGCGGCAAGGUGUUCAACGUCCGGUCCAACAUGCUGCGGCAUUACAAGCUGCAUUUCAAGGCACACGACGCGCCGGACGAAGUGCCGCACGAAGUGCCGCACGACGCCCCGCUGCGUCUGGCGCCGUGCCUGGCGCCGUGCCUGGCGCACGCCCACCGCCCGCAUCCGGACAAACACCAGCAUUACCAGCAUCCACAGGCGCUGCGCAGCAUUACGUAA
This is a messenger RNA of Lachancea mirantina, 1224 nucleotides long. The record is from the annotation of a GenBank genome assembly. NCBI's taxonomy places the organism in Eukaryota, Fungi, Ascomycota, Saccharomycetes, Saccharomycetales, Saccharomycetaceae.